AUGGCGAGUAGGCGCGAUUUCCUUAGCCAGCCGGCGCCCGAGAAUUAUGUGGCCGGUCUCGGUCGCGGAGCUACUGGCUUCACAACCCGGUCAGAUCUCGGUCCUGCGCGCGACGGACCCAGCGAAGACCAAAUCAAAGCCGCCGUCGCAAAGCGGUCGGCCCAGCUCGGACUGACUCCCGCGAAAGACGACGACAAUGACGACGAUGAGCGGUACCAAGACCCCGACAAUGAGGUUGGGCUUUUUGCUGGUGGCAUCUACGAGAAGGACGACGAAGAGGCUGAUCGGAUAUGGAAAGAAGUCGACGACAGGAUGGCCAGGCGCCGCCAAAAACAGAGGGAAGCACGAGAGAAGGCCGAGCGCGAAGAAUACGAACGCAAGAACCCAAAGAUCCAGCAGCAGUUUGCUGGGCUCAAGAGGGCGCUCGAGACGGUGACGGACGAAGAAUGGGCCAACCUCCCGGAUCCCAAGGAUCUAACCGGUCGCACGAAGAGGGCUCGGCAAGAACGGAUGCAACGAUUCUACGCUGUUCCCGAUAGCGUCCUGGCGGCUGCGAGGGACCAGGGGCAGUUUGGGACCACCGUCGCCGACGACGGCACGGCCACCGAGGUGAACAAGGACGGCACCGUGACCGACUUUGCAAAGAUCGGCGCGGCCCGCGACAAAGUGCUACGGGCCCGCCUGGAGCAGCAGUCGCAGACCAGCGGUAUCGCCACCGCCGGAAGCGCGACGAGCAUCGACCCCAAAGGUUACCUGACGUCGCUAUCGAACGUCCAGAUCGCCGAGCAGAGCAUCGGGGACAUCGAGCAGUUUCGGAAGAUGCUCAAGUCCGCCGUCGACUCGAACCCGAAACAGGCGGCCAGCUGGAUUGCCGCGGCCAGGUUGGAAAUUGCGGCCGGGAAGCCUGGCGCUGCCCGCACACUGAUCGCCAAAGGCUGUCAACAUUGUCCUAAGAGUGAGGAUAUCUGGCUCGAGAACAUCCACCUCAACGACAACCGCAGCGCUAAGGUGAUCGCUGCGCAGGCCAUCCAGGCGAACCCCCACUCGGUCAAGCUGUGGGUGGAGGCGAUGAAACUUGAGAACGACUUGAGGUCGCGAAAGAAGGUGAUCCGGCGCGCGCUGGAUCACAAUCCCGAGUCCGAGGCGCUGUGGAAAGAAGCGGUCAAUCUGGAGGAGGACCCCGCCGACGCGCGCAUGCUGCUCGCCAAAGCCACGGAGCUCAUCCCCGAGUCUCUCGACCUGUGGCUGGCUCUGGCGAGGCUCGAGACGCCAGAUAAUGCUCGCAAGGUGCUUAAUAAGGCGGUCAAGAAGCUCCCAACUUCGCACGAGCUGUGGAUCGCCGCCGCCCGUCUCGAGGAGCAGUUGGGAGAGGGCUCAAAGCGGCCGGUGAUGAAGAACGCCGUCACGUUCCUGGCCAAACGAAACGCCAUGCCAAAGCGUGAGGAGUGGAUUGCCGAGGCCGAGAAGUGCGAGGAGGAAGGAGCGGUGCUGACAUGUAGCAACAUCAUCGAGGAGACGCUCGGAUGGGGCCUGGAUGAGGACGAUGACCGCAAGGAGAUAUGGAUGGAGGAUGCCAAGGCCAGCAUCAGCCGGGACAAGUUUGCGACCGCCCGCGCAAUCUAUGCCUACGCGCUGCGGGUGUUCCCCAACAGCAGGAGUCUGUACCUGGCUGCAGUGGACCUGGAACGGAAUCACGGCACCAAGGACGACCUGUGGCGGGCUCUCGAGAAGGCCCUUAACGAGGCCCGCCGGGUGUUGGCCAGGGCGUUCAAGCAGAACCCGGACAACGAAGACAUCUGGCUGGCCGCGGUCAAGCUGGAGGCCGACAAUGGCUUCACCGACCAAGCCCGCGAUCUCCUCAAGACGGCUCGCCAGAACGCCCCGACAGACCGGGUCUGGAUGCGGAGCGCGGCGUUCGAGAGGCAGCUGGGCAACAACGAAGCCGCGCUCGACCUGGUGCAGGACGCGCUCCAGCUCUUCCCCGCCGCGCCAAAGUUGUGGAUGAUGAAGGGUCAAAUCUACGAGGACCUAGGGAAACUCCCGGAGGCCAGGGAGGCAUACGGCACCGGCGUGCGCGCGGUGCCGUCUUCGGUGCCGCUCUGGCUCCUGUACUCGCGCCUGGAGGAACGCUCCGGCAACGUCGUCAAGGCGCGCAGCGUGCUCGACCGGGCACGGCAGGCUGUGCCCAAGUGCCCCGAGCUCUGGACCGAGCUCAUCCGGGUGGAGCGGCGGGCGGGCAACAUCAACCAAGCGAAGAGCCUCAUGGCGACAGCGCUCCAGCAGAUGCCCAAGAGCGGGCUGCUGUGGGCGGAGCGCAUCCUGCACCUGGAGCCGCGCACGCAGCGCAAGUCGCUCAUCACCGAGGCCAUCAAGAGGGUCGAGGACGAUCCAAUACUGCAGGUGACGGCGGCGCGGAUCCUGUGGGCGGAGCGCAAGCUGGAUCGGGCCCAGAACUGGUUCGAGCGUGCGCUGCUGCUGGACCGCGACAUGGGAGACACGUGGGCCUGGUACUACAAGUUCCUGUCGCAGCACGGCACAGAGGAGAAGAGGGCCGAGCUGGUGGCCAAGUGCGUGCUGAACGACCCGCGCCAUGGCGAGCACUGGCAAGCGAUAGCCAAGGAUCCCAAGAACGCGGGCAAGAAAACCGAGGAGAUCCUGAAGCUUGUCGCAGCGUCCUUGAGCUAG
This is a messenger RNA of Thermothelomyces thermophilus ATCC 42464, 2685 nucleotides long. RefSeq lists its product as uncharacterized. The transcript has 3 exons. Gene Ontology annotation, cellular component: catalytic step 2 spliceosome; U4/U6 x U5 tri-snRNP complex. Gene Ontology annotation, biological process: mRNA splicing, via spliceosome; spliceosomal tri-snRNP complex assembly. The record is from RefSeq and is a predicted model, not a curated record. Bases 1 to 2685 code for a protein of 894 amino acids. Gene Ontology annotation, molecular function: protein binding. Lineage: Eukaryota; Fungi; Ascomycota; Sordariomycetes; Sordariales; Chaetomiaceae.